CAGAAGCUGAAGGAGAAGAACUGGCCCAACCAGAAUUUAGGGGAUUAUGGGAAGAGGGCGUUCAUAAGGCAUCUGAGAAAAAGGAGCACAGAUUUAAAUUUGCAACUCACAUUCCUAGUAAAAUGGAACAGGAGAUGAUGGAAAGAGCUCUCAUGAAACAGAGAGCAGGGAUUGUUCAGAAACAAGUAGCUGCUGGAAGAGAAUUUAAGGGUUGUGCUUUUUACAGUAAACCUGAGGUCAUCGUAUUUAAGGACUUUGACGUCGGGAAAUCCUAUAAGAAGAAAAUUCUUUUAACAAACAUAUCAUACACUCAGAACUACUGCAAAUAUGUUGGCAUGUCUCAUAUCCUGAAAGACUUCAUCGAAGUGUUUUUCGAUCCACCAGGAGUGAUGUCAGCUGGUCUAACUUGUGAUUUUGCAGUGACUUUCAAACCAAUGCUGAAUGAAGACUUGGUGGGCCACAUAGAUUUCCUUGCCCAAACAGGACCCUUUUCAGUUCCAAUUCGAUGUGUCACAAAGAAAUGUCAGAUUUCAGAGGAUGUCACCGAAGUUGAAUUUGGAAGUCAAGUCUUGGGAGAAACCAGGAAGAGAAUUAUAAACGUUACGAAUAAUGGAGCGUUAGGAACUCAAUUUACAUUCAGAAAGAUAACAGGCUUGGCGAGAUCGCUCUCCUCUUCAGAGCUGAGUUCUAUCGGCGGAAUGACUGUAACGGACGUGAAUGUGACUCAGCAAGACUCCAACCCGACGGAGCUACAGGUUCCCCCUGAGGGGAUGGCAGAAGACGCAAAAGAACCUCAAGGGGCUGGUGUAACAGAAAUUCCUAGUGAACCAGGUCAACAAGAGGGCGAAAGCCCGGAGAAGGCCUUAGAGCCCAGAUCUGGUAGUGCUGUUAAGUUCGAGAAGGGAUUGGCAACUACUGAAGGCGAAGUUCACGCCCCAGCAGAAGAGACUGGAGACCAGCUAGAUGUUGAUCUGACCUCAGCAGCACCUCAGACUAUCUCAUCAAUCCCUACAGAAACCUCUAUAUUAGAAGGUCUCAGAGUCGGAAAGGUUUCUUCUGGAGAAAUUGCACCGUUUUCUUUAGUCCAGGUGGAAGUGGUAUUUAAUCCUACCAAGUCAGGCAACGCCCUCGCCGAGUUUGAGAUAUCCUUUUCAGAUCCACUCUCACCCCCGAUAGUGAUCCGAGCUCGAGGAACGGGAAUCGAUGUUCCUGUCUGGGUGGAGAGAGAGGUCGUCGACUUAAAGAUGUGCAUGUACGACCGGCUAUAUCAAGAUGCAAUACUUGUCAACAAUAGAGCCACUUCAGCUCUCAGACUGAAGUUUGAAGUUUGUAAAGAAUUGAGGAAUCACUUGGAACUGCUUCCCAAGACAGCUUACAUACAAGCUGAGUCCCAGUUCUCUGCGCAGCUCAAGUUCCUUCCAAGACAAACUCUGCCAGAUGACUGUCCCACAUACUUUGACGGAGAGAGCAGACUGCUUGAGGCACCUAUGGUCGUACGUGUCGCAGAUCAGACGCGGCCAGUUCCGUUCACAGUAAGAGCGAUAGUGACGUCAUCAGAUAUCGAGUUCAACGUUCAAGCGAUUGACUUUGGUUUCUGCACAGUGCUGGAGUCAGUGAGACGAACAGUGACUUUAACUAACAAGUCUGUAUUACCUCAACAAUUCGGAUUUUGUGGAGUUCCUGAUACGGUUGAUGUUCAGCCUAAUGAUGGAUUCGGUACCCUGCUGCCAUUGGAGAGCUUUGAUGUGGACAUCAUGUUCAACGCCAAAAAAGCUAAAGAAUAUGAGUUUGAUCUCACUUGUAAGACUGGCAUCGGCCGUGAGUUCAAACUUCACUGUAGAGCAGUGGGCGUCCUUCCUCCGCUGGAACUCUCUCACUCUGUAAUCAAAAUGAAAGCCACAGCUGUCUCGGAUACAUGUGCGGCUCACAUUGAAGUCAUCAACUCUCACACCAGCGCAAAUGAAUUCACCCAUCCAGUGCCCAGAAUUGGCUCAGGUCCCAUUGUAGAGGUAGGCCCCACGUCGUUCGAAUUUAUGGUCCCUGCUGAUGCACCCCUGACUGUGUCCCCAGCUGUAGGCACUGUCAACGCGGGAGAGCGCUGCCUUGUUCAUGUGACCUUCAGUCCUCGUAUGGAUCCAAAUAUGGUGCGACAAGAGGCCGUGCGUAUGAUGGAACGAGAAGCUGAGGCUGAAAGGAAGAGACUGGAACUAGCGUCACCUCCAGAGAAGCCUCAGGAGCAAAAUACAGGACAGAAAAAGAAAGGUGGCAAAGCUCAGGCUGGAAAGAGUGCCAAGGCAUCACCAAAGCGAGGAAAUACGCCGAGCAACACCAACCUCGCCGCUACCACGAAGACUCCAACCAAAACUUUCACUGUCGCUGAUGUAAUUGACGGGUCCAAUGAAUACGAGUCAGCCCACUUGGCUUUACUCAGGACUUAUCAGAAUGCGUUCUCUAGAUACUUGGUUCCCUGCUUCGUAGCCCCUGGGCGAUGUACUGAGCCUAACUCUUUGUCAUGCAGUGUUCACAACACGAUCUAUCUAGAGGUUCACUGCCCGGCCGUCCGGCCCCAUUUGGUGGUCGUAUCUGACAGUGGAAGAUCUGUUGUGGACUUUGCAAAUGUGUCCCUUGGUCGAUCGGAGAUUAAAAGUUUCACCAUUCAAAAUAUUUCUGACGAACCAAUAAAGUUGAGCUCCUCGUUACUAGAUCCUCACGGUCCUUUUCAGAUGUUGAACGCAUUAAGGACCUUGGAUCCCCAAGCGACUCAUACCGUGAUUGUGUCGUUCGGUCCUAACGCUCCCAAAGAGUUCCAUGAGGUCUUAGAAGUGCGGUGCCCCCGGAAUACACUAUACCUCAGGCUGAAGGGCAGGGGGGUUCAACCUGUGAUCUCUCUGUCAGUGGAGGAUGGUCUGCUGGACUUAGGAGACGCUCUAGUUGGUGACACGAUCUCGUCCAGUUUUAAGAUAUCUAACACUUCAGAGCUGUCAAUCACCUAUUCACUGAAGCUUGACAGCUUAUCUCCAUUACGUCACAGCCGAGCGCAAGUGUUACCCAGGUUCCUUCCGCCGUUUAGCGAGAUGUCAGAAACUCAACAGCACGCGUUAGGUCCGUCGAAUUACAAUGGGAUGGCUGUAUUUGACUGUGUUCCUGCUCAAGGUGUGAUCGGCCCAGGCGAGUCUAAAGAGAUCACUAUCUCUUUCAACCCGGAUCACCCAAGUCAGCUUUACGCCGAUGAAGUCUCCGUGGAGAUAAACAACGGGGAGCAGCCCUAUUCUGUCCGACUACUGGGCCGCGCCUGGCCAAAUAUCGUGUACCUGAGGGGCUGGGACGAGUUGAUGCCGAGAGCUGAGUCAUUACGAGCGGAAGUGGAGGAGGAGGAAGAUGAAGAGGGAAAAGCAAUCCAGAAAACAGUUCUGCUUACAAUGAAGAGCGUAUCAACUCCUGAUGGAUAUGAGGCUGUGGAAAGAGCCGUGGAAAUUGGCUGUAUUAAGUCCAGUAUACAAACUAAAAAGUCAAGUGACUUUUACUUCGACAAUCCCAAAGAAGCUAACGAACUGGGAUUCUCCUUUGAGCCUCAAAAGGCGGGAGUUGACAUUGGCGUGAAAAAGAACAUUGUGUUUCGAUGGCAACCGCCAGCUGGGCAUGAUCCUAAUGAACCUGUUAAUACCAGUACUAUGUUGACAGUAAAGAGUGACGUAACAACCCAAUACAAGAUCCUUCUUCAAGGAUUAAUCACAACAGAGCAAAGAGACCUGGAUGUUAGUGGUCACGUGGUGUCUUUAGCGGAAGACACUUGAGCUUUCUUACAAACGUGUUGUGAAAUAUAACUCUUCGUAAAGUUUUGUCAUACGAAAUGUGACACUCGUAAUACUUAAAACGUUCUAAGAAGCGUCCAGGGGUUUAUUUAAUUUAAUUUAGAGGAGAAUCUUAUUUAACACUCAUUUGAGGCCAUUGUUUUAUUUCUGAACAGCAGCCCAAUUUUGAUGAAUUCCGUAAAAUGUAUGUAUUUCUUUGGUUGGAAAACCGACCACGUUGAAAACUGAAAUUGAUGCAGGCUUCCGAGUAUAAUCACAUUUUUUACUGAAACACUUCCCAACCUGAAUGAAUAACAACGCCAUAGCAUUACCAUUUGUAUUGCGUCAUUUCACUACUAAUCAACGUGUGCUUUUUAAACGAAUUUCGUGUUCUAAAGAAACUGUGGUGCUGCGUCGGUGGGUGAGUAUAACGGAGUAACUUAGUGUCAUCAACGGAGUUGAUAACGUAAAUUGGCCACCGUAGGGAGUGUCCAGAGUAAUUCGGAAUCACUUUGGUUUUGUUUUACUUCGCUUUUUAAUUAGUCCGGGACAUUCGCACCACUGGUGAGUUGUCUGGUAUUGGUCAUCCUGUCGAGGCUGUGCGUAUAAUUUUGUACCCCUGCGUCUAAAGUCCGUGUGAUUGGACUACAGUCAAAGAAUUGAACGCGAUGUUUAGUGUACAUGCUGUGGAAACGAAAUGAUGAUAAUAUUUUACUCGAGUGUGUAAUUAUUUGUAUCAGAAUAUAUUCGGUAUUUCAAUUAUAGUUAAUCGUUUCAGUAUAAAUUUGUACCUUUAUUUGUUUAAGGUAAGAUCAAAUGUAUUAGUUUGAUACGUUGCACGCAGUUUUUAGUGUCGCUGUGUUUCGAACUGUGACAAGCUUUUACGACACUGCAUUUAAGGCGUGAAAAUAAAGCUUUGGAAGAAAUGUUAUGCCUCUCA
Molecule: messenger RNA, 4731 nt
Organism: Pocillopora damicornis (cauliflower coral)
Lineage: Eukaryota; Metazoa; Cnidaria; Anthozoa; Scleractinia; Pocilloporidae
Product: cilia- and flagella-associated protein 74-like
Source: RefSeq, a predicted model, not a curated record